AAGAAAACACACUCCCAGCGCAGCGAAUAUAAACACAACAAGAAGUAAACACACACGCUCACAAUGGUGACUGCAAGCAAGGACAUUACUCAUUUACUCUCUGAGGAGGCACGUUCCAGAAGACCUUCUCCGUUGAAGACCGCGUUCAAGUACUUUGGUAACCCAGAUAUCGUUUUCCUCGGCGGAGGUCUACCGCUAUCUGAUUACUUCCCAUGGAACAAGGUUACUGCCCAUUCGCCGGCGGUUCCAUUCUCCAAGGGCAUUGGUGCUGUGCCAGUUACUGAGGAGGAUGCGUUGGUGAUUGAUUUGCACAAGAAGAAGGAGUUCCUGGAGAACGCGGAUGACAUUGAGCUCUCCAGGGCGCUUCAGUACGGUUACACCGAAGGUCAACAUGAACUCAUGAAGUUCUUGAAAGAGCACACUGAGUUGAUCCACAAGCUGCCAUACGAAGACUGGGGCUGUGUCGCUACCAUCGGUAACACUCAGGCAUGGGAUGCUGUGUUGAGAACAUUCUGUGAUAAGGGUGACACAAUCUUGGUUGAAGAGUUCACCUUCUCUUCUGCGUUGGAGACUGCCAACGCCUUGGGAAUUACCCAAUUCCCAGUGCCAAUGGACGAAUCCGGAAUCCUUCCAGAUAAGUUGGAGCACCUGUUGGAUAACUGGGUUGGUAAGAAGCCUAAAUUGUUGUACAUUAUCCCAACUGGUCAAAACCCAACGGGUUCAUGUCUCUCUGUAGAGAGAAGAAAGGCCAUUUACAAAGUUGCUCAGAAGCACGAUUUUGUCAUCAUUGAGGAUGAACCAUACUACUUUCUCCAAAUGGAAACUUAUACACAAGAUGUUGCGGCCAGAGAAGGGAAACAUGUUCAUUCUCAUGAAGAGUUUAUCAAUGCGCUUGUUACUUCUUUCCUCCACCUAGAUACUGAAGGUCGUGUGAUUAGAUUGGACUCGUUCUCUAAGGUUUUGGCCCCAGGAACACGUUUCGGUUGGAUUGUCGCCCAAAACAACAUUUUGGAAAGAUUUGUCAGACUUCACGAGGUUACUAUCCAAUGUCCAUCAGGUUUCACUCAAUCUAUUAUUAACGGUACCUUACAAAGAUGGGGCCAAUCCGGUUACUUGGACUGGUUGAUUGGUUUGAGAGCAGAAUACACCCACAAGCGUGACGUUGCUAUUGAUGCAGUUUACAAGAACUUCCCAUUGGACGUUAUCAAAUUCACACCACCAGUUGCUGGUAUGUUCUUCACUAUUAGUUUCGAUGCAUCCAAGCACCCGGACUUUGAAACAAAAUACGGUAAGGAUCCAUUGAAGGUUGAAGAGGCCUUGUAUGAAUCUGGUUUGCAAGGUGGUUGUUUAAUGAUUCCAGGUUCUUGGUUCAAGGCUGUUGGACAAACUGAACCACCACAGCCAGUUGAGGAGACUGACCCAGAGUCCGCUAACUGGAUCUUCUUCAGAGGAACAUACGCUGCUGUCCCAUUGGACAAAUUGCAGAAGGGUUUGGAGAACUUUGGUGCUUCAGCUAAGAAAGAGUAUGGUCUUUAAAAAGUGUUUUGCUAUUUCGAUAGAAUCCCCAUAUCAAAUAAACGUACUUAUACAUAAUAGCUGGCUUAUAAUUGAAAUAUCAGCAGGGAAACUAACGUAGAAGUGUUGAUAUACAGAUGUGUUCAAUUCAUUACAUAAAACAAGGAACUAAAA
Williopsis jadinii is the source of this 1689-nucleotide messenger RNA. It is a transcript of the gene ARO8, whose product is annotated as bifunctional 2-aminoadipate transaminase/aromatic-amino-acid:2-oxoglutarate transaminase. The coding region runs from base 64 to 1536 and encodes 490 amino acids. Gene Ontology annotation, biological process: aromatic amino acid catabolic process; L-tyrosine biosynthetic process. The transcript has a single exon. The record is from RefSeq and is a predicted model, not a curated record. NCBI's taxonomy places the organism in Eukaryota, Fungi, Ascomycota, Saccharomycetes, Phaffomycetales, Wickerhamomycetaceae. Gene Ontology annotation, molecular function: aromatic-amino-acid:2-oxoglutarate transaminase activity; pyridoxal phosphate binding; L-2-aminoadipate:2-oxoglutarate transaminase activity.